AUGUGCAAUAUCCCAAAUGACAACACACCUAAUGCAGGUACCCUGUGCAAUAUCCCAAACGACAAUGCACCUAAUGCAGGUACCAUGUGCAAUAUCCCAAACGACAAUGCACCUAAUGCAGGUACCAUGUGCAAUAUCCUAAAUGAUGAUUCACCUAAUGCAGGUACCACAUGCAAUAUCCCAAACGACGAUGCACCUAAUGCAGGUACCAUGUGCAAUAUCCCAAACGACGAUGCACCUAAUGCAGGUACCACAUGCAAUAUCUCAAACGACAAUGCACCUAAUGCAGGUACCACAUGCAAUAUCCCAAACGACGAUGCACCUAAUGCAGGUACCAUGUGCAAUAUCCCAAACGACGAUGCACCUAAUGCAGGUACCAUGUGCAAUAUCCCAAAUGAAGAUGCACCUAAUGCAGGUACCACAUGCAAUAUCCCAAACGACAAUGCACCUAAUGCAGGUACCACAUGCAAUAUCCCAAACAACAAUGCACCUAAUGCAGGUACCACAUGCAAUAUCCCAAACGACAAUGCACCUAAUGCAGGUACGACAUGCAAUAUCCCAAACGACAAUGCACCUAAUGCAGGUACCACAUGCAAUAUCCCAAACGACGAUGCACCUAAUGCAGGUACCAUGUGCAAUAUCCCAAACGACGAUGCACCUAAUGCAGGUACCACAUGCAAUAUCCCAAACGACAAUGCACCUAAUGCAGGUACCACAUGCAAUAUCCCAAACGACAAUGCAUCUAAUGCAGGUACCAUGUGCAAUAUCCCAAACGACGAUGCACCUAAUGCAGGUACCAUGUGCAAUAUCCCAAACGACGAUGCACCUAAUGCAGGUACCACAUGCAAUAUCCCAAACGACAAUGCACCUAAUGCAGGUACCCUGUGCAAUAUCCCAAAUGACGACACACCUAAUGUAGGUACCACAUGCAAUAUCCCAAACGACAAUGCACCUAAUGCAGGUACCACAUGCAAUAUCCCAAACGACGAUGCACCUAAUGCAGGUACCCUGUGCAAUAUCCCAAACGACGAUGCACCUAAUGCAGGUACCAUGUGCAAUAUCCCAAAUGACGACACACCUAAUGUAGGUACCAUGUGCAAUAUUCCAAACGACGAUGCACCUAAUGCAGGUACCACAUGCAAUAUUCCAAACGACAAUGCACCUAAUGCAGGUACCCUGUGCAAUAUCCCAAAUGACAACACACCUAAUGCAGGUACCCUGUGCAAUAUCCCAAACGACGAUGCACCUAAUGCAGGUACCACAUGCAAUAUCCCAAACGACAAUGCACCUAAUGCAGGUACCAUGUGCAAUAUCCCAAACGACGAUGCACCUAAUGCAGGUACUAUGUGCAAUAUCCCAAACGAUGAUGCACCUAAUGCAGGUACCACAUGCAAUAUCCCAAACGACAAUGCACCUAAUGCAGGUACCACAUGCAAUAUCCCAAACGACAAUGCACCUAAUGCAGGUACCAUGUGCAAUAUCCCAAACGACGAUGCACCUAAUGCAGGUACCAUGUGCAAUAUCCCAAACGACGAUGCACCUAAUGCAGGUACCACAUGCAAUAUCCCAAACGACAAUGCACCUAAUGCAGGUACCACAUGCAAUAUCCCAAACGACAAUCCACCUAAUGCAGGUACCCUGUGCAAUAUCCCAAACGACAAUGCACCUAAUGCAGGUACCCUGUGCAAUAUCCCAAAAGACGAUGCACCUAAUGCAGGUACCAUGUGCAAUAUCCCAAAUGACGACACACCUAAUGUAGGUACCACAUGCAAUAUCCCAAACGACAAUGCACCUAAUGCAGGUACCACAUGCAAUAUCCCAAACGACGAUGCACCUAAUGCAGGUACCCUGUGCAAUAUCCCAAACGACAAUGCACCUAAUGCAGGUACCAUGUGCAAUAUCCCAAACGACAAUGCACCUAAUGCAGGUACCAUGUGCAAUAUCCUAAAUGAUGAUUCACCUAAUGCAGGUACCACAUGCAAUAUCCCAAACGACAAUGCACCUAAUGCAGGUACCAUGUGCAAUAUCCCAAACGACGAUGCACCUAAUGCAGGUACUAUGUGCAAUAUCCCAAACAACGAUGCACCUAAUGCAGGUACCACAUGCAAUAUCCCAAACGACAAUGCACCUAAUGUAGGUACCAUGUGCAAUAUCCCAAACGACGAUGCACCUAAUGCAGGUACCACAUGCAAUAUUCCAAACGACAAUGCACCUAAUGCAGGUACCCUGUGCAAUAUCCCAAAUGACGAUGCACCUAAUGCAGGUACCAUGUGCAAUAUCCCAAAUGACGACACACCUAAUGUAGAUACCAUGUGCAAUAUCCCAAAUGACGAUGCACCUAAUGCAGGUACCACAUGCAAUAUCCCAAAUGACAAUGCACCUAAUGCAGGUACCACAUGCAAUAUCCCAAACGACAAUGCACCUAAUGCAGGUACCCUGUGCAAUAUCCCAAACGACAAUGCACUUAAUGCAGGUACCAUGUGCAAUAUCCCAAAUGACAACACACCUAAUGCAGGUACCCUGUGCAAUAUCCCAAACGACAAUGCACCUAAUGCAGGUACCACAUGCAAUAUUCCAAAGGAUGAUGCACCUAAUGCAGGUACCCUGUGCAAUAUCCCAAACGACAAUGCACCUAAUGCAGGUACCACAUGCAAUAUUCCAAAGGAUGAUGCACCUAAUGCAGGUACCCUGUGCAAUAUCCCAAACAACAAGGUACCUAAUGCAGGUACCACAUGCAAUAUUCCAAAGGAUGAUGCACCUAAUGCAGGUACCCUGUGCAAUAUCCCAAACGACAAUGCACCUAAUGCAGGUACCACAUGCAAUAUCCCAAACAACAAUGCACCUAAUGCAGGUACCCUGUGCAAUAUCCCAAACGACAAUGCACCUAAUGCAGGUACCACAUGCAAUAUCCCAAACGACAAGGCACCUAAUGCAGGUACCCUGUGCAAUAUCCCAAAUGACAAUGCACCUAAUGCAGGUACCACAUGCAAUAUUCCAAAGGAUGAUGCACCUAAUGCAGGUACCACAUGCAAUAUCCCAAAUGACAACACACCUACUGCAGGUACCCUGUGCAAUAUCCCAAACGACGAUGCACCUAAUGCAGGUACCCUGUGCAAUAUCCCAAACGACGAUGCACCUACUGCAGGUACCCUGUGCAAUAUCGCAAACGAUGAUGCACCUAAUGCAGGUACCCUGUGCAAUAUCCCAAAUGACGAUGCACCUAAUGCAGGUACCACAUGCAAUAUCCCAAAUGACAACACACCUACUGCAGGUACCCUGUGCAAUAUCCCAAACGAUGAUGCACCUAAUGCAGGUACCCUGUGCAAUAUCCCAAAUGACAACACACCUACUGCAGGUACCCUGUGCAAUAUCCCAAACGACGAUGCACCUAAUGCAGGUACCCUGUGCAAUAUCCCAAACGACGAUGCACCUAUUGCAGGUACCCUGUGCAAUAUCCCAAAUGAUGAUGCACUUAAUGCAGGUACCCUGUGCAAUAUCCCAAACGACGAUGCACCUAAUGCAGGUACCACAUGCAAUAUCCCAAAUGACAACACACCUACUGCAGGUACCCUGUGCAAUAUCCCAAACGAUGAUGCACCUAAUGCAUGUACCCUGUGCAAUAUCUGA
Molecule: messenger RNA, 3627 nt
Organism: Saccoglossus kowalevskii
Lineage: Eukaryota; Metazoa; Hemichordata; Enteropneusta; Harrimaniidae
Source: RefSeq, a predicted model, not a curated record